UCUCUCUCUUCUCUUAUGCUAACCUUCAUUUCUCUUUCAGCUCCUGUUAUUGCUUUCUUCAACCAAGCCCCCUCUAUUUUUUAUUUUUUUUCUCUUCCAAUUACAGGUUUAUUAUAAACCUACCACUACCCUACGCGCUUUAAUAACAGACUUCGAAAUUCUCCAGGGGAGAGGCGAGCUAACUUGGUCCAUGGAAGAGGAAGAACAAUCAACCAAUUUUUCUGGAUAUCUUCUUUGCUCCAGCUGUAUACCAAUAGCUCUUUUCGGAAUCUACAACUAGAUAUUUAGGGUUUCAUUCUUCAAGAUUCAUUACUUCGGCUUGGGAAUUGAUAUAGGUUUGUACCGAAUGGGUCAAACUGGACGGGUCAAAAUAAGGGGUGAAUUGUUCAACCAGAGUAGCAAAAGUAAAGCUCACCUGGGUUCAGGGGUGUGUGGCUCCGUGCCAGUCUCCAGGAACAGGCCUCCACUUCUCCAACUUGACAAAUAAUUGAAACACAAUUUUGUGUGUUCAUGUCCUUUCUUCAUGUGCUAAAUCAAUCACAUGGCUGGGAGCUUGGAUGGAAGCUAUAACCAUGGUAGUCAAUCAGAUGACAGUUGUUAUUUUGAGAGACUGCACAAAGAGCCUAUUUAUGAUGCGUUUGUUUGCCCUCUGACAAAGCAAGUUAUGUGUGACCCAGUUACUUUGGAGAAUGGGCAAACUUUUGAACGUGAAGCAAUUGAAAAGUGGUUCAAGGAAUGUAGAGAGAGUGGCAGAAAGCCUGUUUGCCCAUUGACUCUCAAGGAAUUAAAAAGUACAGACCUGAAUCCUAGUAUAGCUCUGCGAAACACUAUUGAAGAAUGGACUGCUAGAAAUGAAACUGCGCAGCUUGAAAGAGCUUGUCAAUCACUGAAUAUUUCAAGUGCAGAAGGUGAUAUUUUGCUGGCUUUGAAGUAUGUUCAGCAUAUCUGCCAGAGGAGCCAAUCAAAUAAACAUGUUGUGCGUAAUGUGGAGAUAGUAUCUAUGGUUGUUGACAUGUUGAAGAGUAGCAGUCGCAAAGUUCGGUGUACGGCUUUGGAGACCCUGCGGAUUCUGGUGGAAGAAGAUGCUGAUAAUAAGGCAAUAUUAGCCGAGGGGGAUACUGUGCGGACCAUUGUCAAAUUCUUGUCUCAUGAGCUUUCGAAAGAGAGGGAGGAAGCAGUCUCUUUGUUGUACGAGCUCUCAAAAUCAGAAGCCUUGUCUGAGAAGAUUGGUUCAAUCAAUGGAGCAAUUCUCAUCUUGGUUGGAAUGUCAAGCAGUAAAUCUGAAAAUAUUUUGACAGUUGAGAAAGCUGAAAAGACGCUGGAAAACUUGGAGAAGUAUGAGAAUAAUGUAAGGCAGAUGGCUGAAAAUGGUAGACUGCAGCCUCUAUCGGCAUUACUCCUUAAAGGUUCACAGGAAACCAAAUUGUCAAUGGCUUCAUUCCUUGGUGACCUGGUUUUAAACAAUGACAUGAAGGUCCUUGUGGCUCAAACUGCAGGUUCAUCUCUCAUCAAUAUUAUGAAAAGUGGUAAUAUGCAGUCACGAGAAGCUGCACUGAAAGCUCUUAACUCAAUUUCAUCUUUUGAGGGAAGUGCCAAAGUUCUACUUGAGGCAGGAAUCCUUCCUCCUCUUGUCAAGGACCUCUUUAGUUUUGGUGCCAAUCAACUUCCCACUAGACUGAAGGAGGUGUCUGCAACAAUUCUUGCCAACGUCGUAAGUUCUGGCUACGACUUUGACUCCAUCUUUGUUGGAUCUGAUCAUCAAACCCUGGUUUCAGAAGAAAUAGUCCAUAACCUGCUUCAUCUAAUUAGUAAUACUGGUCCAGCAAUUGCGUGCAAGCUCUUACAGGUUCUUGUUGGACUCACUAGUUAUCCUUCCACUGUUCUGAAUGUAGUUGCUGCCAUUAAAAGUUCUGGUGCUAUCAUCAGUUUGGUUCUAUUUCUUGAGGCUUCCCAAAAGGAUUUGCGUGUAGCUUCCAUCAAACUUCUCCAAAACCUCUCUCCUCACAUGAGUCAGGAGCUAGCAGAUGCCCUACGCGGCACAGCUAGCCAGCUUGGCACCCUAAUCAAAGUCAUAUCAGAAAAUAUUGGAAUUACUGAGGAGCAGGCAGCAGCAGCUGGCCUUUUAGCUGAACUUCCAGAGCGGGAUUUGGGCUUGACACACCAAUUACUAGAUGAAGGUGCCUUUCAGUCAAUCAUUUCAAAAGUGGUUAAGAUUCGGCAGGGAGAGGCUAGGGGCAUCCGCUUUGUAACACCAUUUCUAGAAGGGCUUGUACGGGUUCUUCUAAGGGUUACAUUUGUCCUGCCUGAUGAACCAGAUGCUAUUGUCCUCUGUCGUGAGUACAAUCUUGCAGCACUGUUCAUUGAACUACUUCAGUCCAAUGGACUUGACAAUAUACAGAUGGUUUCUGCCAUGGCAUUGGAGAAUUUGUCUCAGGAAUCUAAAAAUUUGACAAACUUACCGGAGUUGCGACUGCCAGGUUUCUGUGCCUCAAUCUUUCCAUGCUUUAGCAAGCCCCCUGUUGUAUUAGGAUUAUGCCCAGUUCACCGGGGAACAUGCUCUUUGAAAGAAAGCUUCUGUCUUCUGAAAGGAAAGGCGGUGGAGGAGUUGGUGGCACUACUAGACCACACAAAUGAAAAGGUGGUUGAGGCAGUACUGGCAGCGCUUUCUACUUUGUUAGAUGAUGGGGUAGAUAUUGCACAAGGAGUAAAUGUCUUAUAUGAAGCAGAGGGAAUUAAACCAAUACUUGAUGUUUUACUGGAGAAGCGAACGGAGAACCUGAGGAGUAGGGCAGUUUGGAUGGUUGAGAGAAUUUUGCGCACUGAUGAGAUAGCAUUUGAGGUUUCUGGAGAUCCAAAUGUGAGUGCCGCACUUGUUGAUGCAUUCCAACAUGCAGACUAUCGAACUCGGCAGAUUGCUGAGCGGGCCUUGAAACAUGUGGAUAAGAUACCCAACUUUUCUGGAAUAUUUCCAAACAUGGGAUAGGCUCCAUCCCGAGUUUGGUGAGUGCACAUCAUGUAUUAUUAUUGUUCUUCUUGUCACAGGCAGUUUUGAGGCUGAUGUAUGGAUAUGAUCUGCAAAGCAUCAAACUGCCGAUAAAUGUAUGUUGGUUAUUGCAUAUUUUUAAUUUGUAGAGUGUUUUGAAAGCCAUUCAUUUUCAA
Messenger RNA from Carica papaya (papaya), 3159 nucleotides. The record is from RefSeq and is a predicted model, not a curated record. Lineage: Eukaryota; Viridiplantae; Streptophyta; Magnoliopsida; Brassicales; Caricaceae.